Coprinopsis cinerea okayama7#130 is the source of this 1065-nucleotide messenger RNA. RefSeq lists its product as hypothetical. The record is from RefSeq and is a predicted model, not a curated record. Gene Ontology annotation, biological process: mRNA 3'-end processing. Lineage: Eukaryota; Fungi; Basidiomycota; Agaricomycetes; Agaricales; Psathyrellaceae. The transcript has 4 exons. Bases 1 to 1065 code for a protein of 354 amino acids.
AUGUCGAAUGCAUCGAAUCUACCGACUGAACAGCUCUUGGAGCUUCUUCUGACCCUCAAGAAAACGACGCCCACAGCGGCCAGAACGAUUCUGAAUGGCCAACCGGCGAUUGCAUACGCGUUGAUAAGUCUAAUGGUCCAAAUGAAUGCCAUAAACAUCGACGUUUUUCAGAAAACAUUAACGGGAUUCCAAGCAACUGCCGCCCAGACCGCCGCUGCACCUCCUGCAGCGCAGGCGCACGCAAUCCCACCGGCCACAGCACCGCACAUACCCCCACACGCACACCCACACGCUGUGCACCACCCACCACCCGCCACGGGAACACCCAUCUCAGCCGUCCCACCACACAUGCAGAACGCCUACGCGAACCCCUACAACCGAACCGGCACACCGCCCCAUCCCGCGCCGACGCCCGCGAUGGGAGCUCCCCCACCACAAGCUGUUUAUGGAGGGUAUCCGGUGUCGAAUGGGUAUGGUGCUCCUCCGCCACAACAACCACCGGCGGCACAGUACCCGCCUCCGGGGGCUCCGUAUGGCCAUGGGCAUGGUCAUGGACACGGGUAUCCUCCUCCUCAUCCUCCUGCACAAGGGUACCCACCGCCUCAACAUGCUCAACCAACCCCCGCGCCUCAACCCGCUGCAUCCAUGCCACCCGGCCUCGCUGAAACUCUCGCUGCCAUCCCCGACGACCAGAAAGCGCUCAUUUACCGGGUUAUCUCGAUGACGCCCGAACAGAUUAAUGCCCUACCGCCGCAGGAACGAUCUACGUAUAUCCAGAUUGCGGUUGAGCAAGUGGAAUGGGAUUUCGUUCAGGCGAUGUUUAUCCUUACCGUAGCCGUUCUGGGCCGCCCGUCUAUCCGUUCAACUGCGCACCACCCCUCCCGAUUACCUUACUCCGACUGCAGUCUGGUUCACGAGACUACCCUACCUCCCGCCUCGCUCCCAGCCAGCUACAUCCUUUACGCACCUAUCAACACCCUGGAACCCUACUCGAACCUUACCUGUCUGGUUCACGAGGCUAUCCAACGGCUUACCUCGCCCGAGACCUUGACUUCUAUCUUAUGA